This is a messenger RNA of Adineta steineri, 2538 nucleotides long. The record is from the annotation of a GenBank genome assembly. Lineage: Eukaryota; Metazoa; Rotifera; Eurotatoria; Adinetida; Adinetidae.
AUGAACAAAGGAAAAUCAACAACAGAUGCAUCUACAGUUCCAAAAGGUGCAGAAGGUCGUCGACGUAUUAAUAUCCAACAGAUGCAAAAUGUUCUUCUAAUCUGGUUAGACAGUAACAUUGACGAAACAAAUGAUGAUUGUCAAAAUACAAUCACAAAAUUACGACAUGUUGUUAACGACAUCAAUACAUAUACAAAUGCUAAUCAAUGCUUUGAGUUCAUUGAAACAAUCGUCGACAAAAAGGCUUUUAUGAUGAUAUCUGGAUCACUUGGACAACAAACUGUACCUCGUGUACACAGUAUGUCUCAAGUUGAUUCGAUUUUUAUCUUUUGUGGCAACAGAAAACAUCAUGAACAGUGGGCUAAAGAUUGGCCCAAAAUAAAGGGUGUCUUCACAUAUAUUACACCUAUCUGUGAAGCACUCAAGGAAGCUGCUCAUCAAUGUGAGCAGAAUGCUAUUCCCAUGAGUUUCGUGGGAUCAAAUAAAAAGUUAGAUCAAUUAGAUCCUUCUUUUAUGUACACCCAAAUCAUCAAGGAAAUCUUACUGACCAUCGAAUUCGAUCAAAACCACAUUCAAGAUUAUUUUGAGUACUGUCGUGAUGCUUUUGAAGGUAAUAAAAAAGAAAUUGAAAACGUUAAACGAUUAGAAGGUGAAUAUUACAACAAAACACCCAUUUAUUGGUACAGCUGUCAAAUGUUCCUGUAUCCUAUGCUCAAUCGUGCAUUACGAUUGAUGAAUGGUGAUAUCAUUACACGUAUGGGCUUCUUCAUUGCUGAUCUCCAUCGACAAAUCGAACAACUGCACAAGGAACAAUAUGCUAGUAUAACUGCUGCAGAUACCUUCACCAUUUAUCGUGGUCAAGGUUUAUCUACAGAGGAUUUUGAACAAAUGAGCAAAAUUGAAGGUGGUCUUAUUUCAUUCAAUAAUUUCUUAUCUACUAGUAAAAAUCGUAACAUAUCAUUAGAUUUUUCUCAACGUGCUGCACGAAAUCCAGAUCAAAUAGGUGUCCUGUUCAUUAUAAAGAUCAAUCCUGCUCAAUCAACAACACCAUUUGCUUCAAUUGCUGGUAUCAGUGACUUCCAGAAGGAAGAGGAACUCUUGUUCUCGAUGCAUAGUGUAUUUCGUGUUCAGGAUAUUAAACAGAUGGGUGAAAAUAAUCGUUUAUAUGAAGUUAGUUUGACAUUUACUGCUGACAACGAUCCAGAAUUGAACAGACUUACUGAUUACGUUCGAAAAGAGAGUUUUCCAAAUGGUGAAGGAUGGUACCGAUUGGGUAAGGUACUAUUUGCAAUGGGUCAAUUUGACAAAGCUGAAGAUAUUCAACAAGUUUUACUUGAUCAAGCAACGGAUGAUAGAGACAAGGCAGAUAAUUCUCAUCAACUUGGUGUGAUCAAAUAUGAUCAAGGAAAAUAUAAAGAAGCACUUACAUUCUAUGAAAAAUCACUUGCUAUCUAUCAAAAAAUUUUUCCUUCCAAUCAUCGUAGUCUGGCUACUUCCUACAACAACAUUGGUGAAGUGCAUAGAAACAUGGGUAAUUAUGCAAAAGCACUUUCAUCUCAUGAAAAAGCCCUUGACAUCCGACGACAAUCACUUCCUCCCAAUGAUCUGCAUUUAGCGUAUUCCUACAACAACAUUGGUAAUGUGCAUGACAAUAUGGGUAAUUACGCAAAAGCACUUUCAUCUUAUAAAAAAGCACUUGAAAUUCGACAACAAUCACUUCCUCCCAAUCAUCCCGAUGUGGCCUCUUCCUACAACAACAUCGGUAAUGUGCAUAGAAACAUGGGUAAUUAUCUAAAAGCGCUUUCAUUUCACGAGAAAGCUUUUGAAAUUCGACAACAAUCACUUCCUCCCAAUCAUCCUGAUUUGGCUUUUUCCUACGGGAACAUUGGUGAAGUGCAUUAUAACAUGGGUAAUUAUCCAAAAGCACUUUCAUUUCACGAAAAAGCCCUUGAAAUUCGACAACUGUCACUUCCUCCCAAUCAUCCUAGUUUGGCUAAGUCCUACAACAGCAUUGCUAAUGUGCAUAAAAAUAUGGGUAGUUAUCCAGAAGCACUUUCAUCUUAUGAAAAAGCGCUUGAAAUUCGACAACAAUCACUUCCUCCCAAUCAUCCCGAUGUGGCCUCUUCCUACAACAACAUCGGUAAUGUGCAUAGAAACAUGGGUAAUUAUCUAAAAGCGCUUUCAUUUCACGAGAAAGCUCUUGAAAUUCGUCAACAAUCACUUCCUUCCAAUCAUCCUGAUUUGGCUUUUUCCUACGGGAACAUUGGUAAUGUGCAUCGCAGAAUGAAUAAUUAUUCAAAAGCACUUUCAUCUCAUGAAAAAGCUCUUGAAAUUAAACAACAAUCACUUCCUCCCAAUCAUCCUGAAUUGGCUAUGUCCUGUUACAACAUUGGUUUGAUAUAUGAAAACAUGAGUAAUUACUCAAAAGCCCGUACAUUUUAUGAACGUGCCGUGCAAAUUGCACAACAAUCAUUACCUUUAGAUCAUCCUGAUCUUCAAGAUUAUAGAAAUAGUCUCGAAGAUGUAAAAAACAAAUAA